Molecule: messenger RNA, 1293 nt
Organism: Acipenser ruthenus (sterlet)
Lineage: Eukaryota; Metazoa; Chordata; Actinopteri; Acipenseriformes; Acipenseridae
Product: m7GpppX diphosphatase-like
Exons: 6
Coding region: 134-1150 (338 amino acids)
Biological process (GO): deadenylation-dependent decapping of nuclear-transcribed mRNA
Cellular component (GO): P-body; nucleus
Molecular function (GO): RNA 7-methylguanosine cap binding; hydrolase activity
Source: RefSeq, a predicted model, not a curated record
GAUGCUCUGGUUGGAAUCUCCAAGGCUCCUGACGUCAUUAAAAACAAGGAGGAUCUUUUUUUUUCAGAUUCCUGUCCGCGCGGGGGAAAGCUGCUCUCUGAUUGGCUGUAGCCGGGAGAUGUAAACACAAAAGAUGGCGGAUACUAAGAAGCGCAGUUUGGACAGUGAUAAUGGAACUGAAUCGGGACCGGAGAAGAAGCUAGCGACUGGGGAUGGAGAUGGAAAAGACGCAAAGCAGCCCGUAGCUGAUCCCGGGUCAGAAGCCGGGUCCAUGCUGGCCGGGUUCCAGACGGAGAAGAUCAUGCGGGAAUCAUCCCGGGAGAAAAAUAUUUUCAUCCACGGCAAGAUGGGAAGCGGACCCAACGAGGGACAGGACGCGGUUCUCAUUCUAGAGAAGACCCCGUUCAGAGAAGACAGCCUGGCUGAACUCUUCAAAACCUCUGAGCUAAAACAUCAGAUGCGCAACGAUAUCUACAGCACGUACCACAUGCACCCUCCCGCGCAUCUAAACGACAUCAAGGCGACGGUGGUGUGUCCGGCUACGGAGAAGCACAUCAAGAAGUACCAGAGUCAGGAGCUGUUCCUUAUCCAGGAGAGCGGAGAGGACUAUCGGAACAUCACUCUGCCCUACAUCCAGGAGCAGAGCUUCAGUGUGCAGUGGGUGUACAAUAUAUUGGAAAAGAAGGCAGAAGCCGACCGGAUAGUCUUUGAAGAUCCGGAUCCACAGAACGGCUUUGUCCUCCUCCCGGAUUUUAAAUGGGAUCAGAAGCAGCUUGACGACUUGUACCUGAUUGCCAUCUGUCAUCAGCGUGAGAUCAAGAGCCUGAGAGAUCUGACACAAGAACACCUGCCCUUACUCCAGAACAUCCAGCAGCAGGGACAGGAAGCCAUCAUGAAGCGCUACAGCGUUCCUUCCUGCCGCCUGCGAGUCUACCUGCACUACCAGCCCUCCUACUACCACCUGCACGUGCACUUCACUGUGCUGGGUUAUGAGGCUCCAGGCUGCGGGGUGGAGCGAGCUCACCUGCUCUCGGACGUCAUCCAGAACCUGCAGACCGACACGCAGCACUACCGCACCCGAACCCUCACCUACCCCCUCCGAGCAGACGAUGCCCUGCUGCACAAGCUCAGGGAGGCCGGGCGCUUUUAGGACUGUCCGGGGUGUUUCUUUAUUUUAAUACAAGGAGGUAUAUUGGUGUACAAACAUAUGAUCACGUGGUUCUCUUUGUAUGAAUAAUGUACUGUAUGGGGUUUUUUUUUUGUUUGUUUUUGUAGUAAAAAGAAAAAAUCCUG